Molecule: messenger RNA, 1119 nt
Organism: Labrus bergylta (ballan wrasse)
Lineage: Eukaryota; Metazoa; Chordata; Actinopteri; Labriformes; Labridae
Source: RefSeq, a predicted model, not a curated record
CGUCCCAGUAGUCCCAGUUAUGAACGCAAUGGCUGCUAAUGCUAGCGAGCUUGAGGUUGCAAAGAAAAACUUGACUGAUGCAAUCGGUGAUAAUGUCAAGCAUUACUGGGCUAACUUAAAGCUCUGGUUCAAACAGAAGAUCAGUAAGGAGGAGUUUGACGUUGAGGCACGUCGUCUGUUGGCGCAGGAUAAUGUCCAUGUUCACAAUGAUUUCCUGCUGGCCAUUCUCACACGCUGCCAGAUCAUUGUCUCCACACCAGAGGGCACUGGUCCAUUACAGUGGCAAGGCGGCUCUGCUUCAAAGCCUGGCAAACCAAAAGGAAAGAAAAAAUGUUCCUCCAGACAGAAAUUUGAUCAUCGUUUUCAGCCUCAGAACCCUCUGAGCGCUGCACAGCCUUUCAGCCCUCGAGAAAUGGGAGGAGGAGGAGGAGCAGGAGCAGGAGGAGGAGGAGGAGGAGUUGGUGAGGAGGAGGAGCUGCGUCUCAGUGCCCACACUCUGCUGCUGCCCACACGGGGUCAGCUGGAGGCUCGCAUGAUGGUGACGGCCUUUGAGCUGGGUCUGGAUAACAUCACAGACGACUCUGUCAGCACCAUGAUCCAUGCUGUUGAGCAUCACCUUAAAGACGUCCUGACGGCCGUCAUCAUGAGGAGGAAGGCCUAUCGCUUAAGAGAUGGUCAUUUCCCUUAUGCCUUUGGCAAUGACGUCACGCCGCAGCCUUAUCUGAAGAACAGCCUGGCUGCGUACCACAGUGUCACUGAAUGUCCCCCUCCCAGCGCGUCCCUCCCCACCGGCCCACCUCCUCAGGUGUCACCUGAUGAGGCCGAGCAACAAGCUGUUCACUUACUAGCUUGUUCUGCGGACAUGCUCCCUGCGCCCCUCCCUCCGAUCAGCAUGUUUGAUCUUCUGGAAGCUUUACAGGUUCACCACAAAGUGAUGCCCUCCCACACCAUGUACGCUCUGAACAUGGAACGCAUCCUCGCGAGGCUCUGGCACCCCAGCCAUGAAGAAUUGGAGCAGGACCACGUACACCGUCAGCGUCUCACUGCCAAAGAGGGCGUCCUCGUCAGCUGAGAACCACUGACACAGGACUGGGUGUGAGAUGUGCAUAUCAUCAGGAG